AUGUCUAUCUUCGCUCCUGCCCCUAAGCCGCCAACCCUCCUUGGCUACCACCGAGUCCUUUCCCCCUCGGCUGGUGUCAAGGUGUCCCCGCUAUGUAUAGGAGCUAUGAACUUCGGCGAUGCCUGGAAGGAGUUCAUGGGUGAAUGUAACAAGGAGGCAUCUUUUGCUCUCCUCGACGCUUUCUACGAAGCAGGCGGUAAUUUCAUCGACACGGCCAACAACUACCAACAUGAAGAAAGUGAGAAAUGGAUAGGCGAGUGGUUGCAGAAGCGUGGGUGCCGCGACCAGAUGGUGAUUGCGACCAAAUACACAACCGGAUACCGCACCUCUCAUCGCUCCACUGAACCGCUGCAGUCAAACUUCGUCGGCAACAGUUACAAAUCCAUGAUCAUCUCCGUUAAUAACUCUCUCCGCAAACUCCAAACAGACUACAUCGACGUCCUCUACCUGCAUUGGUGGGACUUCACAACUAGUGUUGAAGAGGUCAUGCACGGGCUGAACAGCCUAGUCACAUCCGGCAAAGUCUUGUACUUAGGUGUUUCUGAUACACCCGCCUGGGUAGUUGUCAAGGCGAACGAUUAUGCGCGCGCACAUGGCCUUAAGCCGUUUAGCGUGUAUCAGGGCAAGUGGAAUGCAAGCUACCGUGACAUGGAGAGAGAGAUUGUUCCCAUGUGUCGUGAUCAGGGGAUGGGGAUUGCUCCGUGGGCGCCGCUUGGAGGUGGCAAGUUCAAGACUCGAGCCGCUAGGCAAGAGAAGAACAGUGAUGGGAGUGGCCGGGGUGCCGAGAUCAGCGAAAGUGAUGCUAAGAUUUCAGAAGCGUUGGAGAAGGUUGCUGAGCGCAAGGGCACCACGUUGCAUGCUAUUGCCCUUGCGUAUGUCAUGCACAAGACCCCUAACGUGUUCCCAAUUAUCGGACAGCGUAAGGUCGAACACCUAAAGGCGAACAUUGAGGCAUUGAGCAUCUCGCUAUCGGACGCGGAUAUGGAUGAGAUUGAUGGCGCGACGGAAUUUGAGGUCGGAUUCCCAAUGAGCUUCAUCUUCCGUGAGUUCAACAGCAGGAACACCGCCGCCGAUGUUUGGCUCACGCAGGCUUCGGCGCUUAUUGAUGCGCCGCCGCAGCCGGGGCCUGUGCGACAUCGGGAGGGAGAGAAAUAG
Molecule: messenger RNA, 1155 nt
Organism: Aspergillus affinis
Lineage: Eukaryota; Fungi; Ascomycota; Eurotiomycetes; Eurotiales; Aspergillaceae
Product: aldo/keto reductase
Exons: 5
Coding region: 1-1155 (384 amino acids)
Source: RefSeq, a predicted model, not a curated record